Megalobrama amblycephala (Wuchang bream) is the source of this 1906-nucleotide messenger RNA. It is a transcript of the gene ftsj1, whose product is annotated as FtsJ RNA 2'-O-methyltransferase 1. Gene Ontology annotation, biological process: cytoplasmic translation; tRNA methylation. Bases 171 to 1142 code for a protein of 323 amino acids. NCBI's taxonomy places the organism in Eukaryota, Metazoa, Chordata, Actinopteri, Cypriniformes, Xenocyprididae. The transcript is spliced from 11 exons. Gene Ontology annotation, molecular function: tRNA methyltransferase activity. Gene Ontology annotation, cellular component: cytoplasm. The record is from RefSeq and is a predicted model, not a curated record.
CGUUAAUAUUAGUUACCAACUAUAAAGAUGCUGUUGAGGAAGAAGAGAAUGAGUUAGGUCACUUUAAUUUAGGUUAAAGUGGUAAAAAGAAAAAAAAGAAUGUGUUCGUAGUUGCAUUCAGUGUCUUUUCUACUGUGAGACGUAAAUAUUAAUAAGUGAGUAAAGGUAAAAUGGGGCGUUCCUCCAAAGACAAACGAGAUAUAUACUACAGGCUGGCGAAGGAGGAGGGAUGGAGAGCGAGAAGUGCCUUCAAACUCCUGCAGCUGGAUGAGGAGUUCAACCUUUUUAAAGGUGUUAGUCGUGCCGUGGACCUGUGUGCCGCACCUGGGAGCUGGAGUCAAGUGCUGAGCCGCAAACUCCGUGGAAAAGACAAGAGUGAAGAGGUCAAGAUUGUGGCAGUUGAUCUGCAAGCCAUGGCCCCUUUGCCAGGUGUCACACAGAUUCAAGGAGACAUUACUAAGAUCUCUACAGCACAGGAGAUUAUUCGACAUUUUGAAGGACAGUCUGCAAACUUGGUUGUGUGUGACGGUGCCCCUGAUGUUACAGGGCUUCAUGAUGUAGAUGAGUACAUUCAGGCACAGCUCCUGUUGGCGGCUCUCAAUAUCACCACACAUGUUCUCAAAACAGGUGGCAACUUUGUUGCAAAAAUCUUCAGGGGGAAAGAUGUGACCCUGCUGUACUCCCAGCUCAAGAUCUUCUUCAGCUCUGUAACCUGUGCCAAACCACGCAGCAGCCGCAACUCUAGCAUAGAGGCAUUUGUGGUGUGUCAGAAUUACUCUCCACCUGAGGGUUAUGUGCCCAACAUGUCCAACCCUUUACUGGAUCACUCUUAUGAUGUCGACUUUAACCAGUUAGAGGGACCAAACCGAAUAAUUGUUCCUUUCCUUGCUUGUGGAGAUCUAAGUGCCUUUGAUUCAGACAGAACUUACCCACUUCAGCUUGAUUCUAGUAAAGAGUAUCAGUAUUUACCACCUACCCAGCCUCCAAUUCGACCUCCCUACCAGCAAGCCUGUCAGCUUCGCAAGAAUAACCUGUUAGCCAAAGAAGACUCACCCUCUGGCCCACUUGACGAAGCCCUGUCUACUUUAGAUCUCAACACAAGUCCGGACACGAACACGGCCACAUCAGGAACCUCUGACUAAUGGACAUUACUGAUAUGUACAGCUUCUGUUUAAAUCUUUUCAUUGUUUUAACAUGAUUGACCAACAUUUAUUUUUACAGUUUUAACACUCUAAAUGUGCAAAACAACAGCUUGUCACUGGGACAUCUUUGCAUAUGACAUGCAGACAAAAAUAUAUUGUGCCCACAAAUUAAGAAUUUGUUCUCUAGUUUUAGUAAAUUGUGGCCAAGAUUUACUGAUUUGUUCCCUUGUUUUAGUUAAAUCGUGGCCACAUUGUGCUAAUUUGUUCUCAUUCAUUUUGAUUUAACUAAAACAAAGGAAAUGAAUUAUUACAACUUGGCCACAAUUUAGUAAAAUGAGGGAAUUAAGUAUUAAAUCGUGCUCGCGAUUUAGUAAAACGAGGGAACAAAUGAUUAAAUGUGCACACAAUGUACUGCUGACAUAUUGGUAAGUCUCAGGAACGAAUUGUUAAUUUAUUUUACUACUCUACUAAUAAAUUACUUCUCUGAGGUACCAAUAUUUACCUUUUUAAGGGGUAGAUUAGGGGUAGUGUCCCAGUGACAAGCUCUUAGACCCCUAAAGGUAUGUACCAUUUUUACUUUUUUUUUUAAUCAUGUAAUUUUCUUUUUAUGUAUUUAAUUGUUUCUGUGACUUUUAUUACACUCAAAAUUCAGAAAGAUUCUCCCUUGUGAAUGUUUCUUUGUAUGAGUUGCAGAAACUGUCUGAUUGAAUUUGAACUUUUAACUAUAGUUCUACAUGUUAAUAAAACACACACAACUAAAUCUA